AUGCGGCCGCCAAUCGGUAGUCAGCCCAAGGACCUCACCGAGAUUCGUAAAGCAAACAUGGAUAAAUAUUGUCUCAGGGCUCUAUACGUCGCUGAUCCCAGGAUGGACAAGAUACGCAUUGAGGAUACAGCAGGCGGUCUACUCAGAGAUUCGUAUUGCUGGAUAUUGGAGAAUGAGAUUUUCAGAAACUGGCGUGAUUGUGAAUCUAGCCGGUUACUCUGGAUAAAAGGUGACCAAGGAAAGGGUAAGACAAUGCUGCUGUGCGGCAUUAUCGACGAACUGAAGGUGACGACACAAUUGGCAGACCCGGCUGCCAACACGUUGCUGUCAUAUUUUUUUUGUCAAGGCACUGACUCGCGCCUCAACAGCGCAGUAGCAGUAUUGCGCGGGCUUGUUUAUCUUCUAAUCGAACAGCAGCCCUUUCUCAUCUCAAACGUGCGGGAGAAAUUUGAGAAUGCAAGAGAAAGCUUUUUCAAAGAUGUCAAUACUUGGACGACUAUCUCUGAGAUAAUGACUGCAAUACUGAGCGAUCAUAGGCUCAAAGAUGCGGUAAUAGUUGUUGAUGCUCUCGACGAGUGUACAGAGGGCCUUGAGCAGCUUCUCAAUUUCAUUUCCCAGGCGUCAUCAUCUUUCGAUGUUAAGUGGAUAGUAUCAAGUCGCAAUUGGCCCCUCAUCGAACAAACAUUCCAAAAAUGUGCGCAGAAGGCCGAUCUACAUCUCGAAUUGAACACGGAUUCCAUCUCAGCCGCCAUUCAAACCUAUAUCAGUCACAAAGUACAGGCCUUGGCGCGAAAGAAGCGCUGUAAAGAGGAGAUGGAGCAAACACUCAAGGCCUACUUGCUUUCAAAUGCCAAAGAUACGUUUCUUUGGGUUGCCCUGGUUUGUCGAAAUCUUGAUGAUGAUGGAAUCGAAAGUCGGCACAUCAUUCAAAAGCUUUCAUCAUAUCCAUCCAAUGUUUAUGAUUUGUAUCAGUGGAUGUUAACAGAGAUGAGUAAAGUUCCUAAAGAUGUAUCUAAUUGGAAACAGAUCCUUGGUUUCGUGUUGACUGUGUAUCGGCCAGUUACUUUGCCUGAGCUUUGCUCUCUUUUGCCUGGGGAUUCUCCACAUGACAUUGAUACAGUUACGGAGUCGGUAAAGCGAUGCAACUCUUUCAUUACCAUUUAUAAUGAUACAGUCUACUUUCUCCACCAGUCGGCGAAAGACUUCCUAUGUCAGACCCAGAACACGAGCCCUCUUUUCAAAAAAGACGGCAUUCAUUUUUUGAUCAUUACGCAAUCGCUGCUAUCUAUGAAGAGGACUUUAAAGCGUGAUAUGUACAGCUUGGGGGCCCCCGGGCCUGAGAUUGACGAAAUUGAACCACCCAACCCAGACCCUCUAAGCGCGGUACGAUACUCAUGCGUCUAUUGGAUUGACCACCUCUGCGAUUAUAAAGAUCGAGAUAAAGAAAAGAGAGAUUUCAUAAAACAUGGCGUAGUCAAUGGCUUCUUUCGCAAGUACUUUUACAACUGGCUUGAGGCGCUAAGCCUUCUACGAAGCAUGUCAGCAGGCGCUAUCGCAAUUACAAAGCUCAACGAAUUGGUCAAAGUGACACCCGACAGUUCCGCAUUCGCCCUAGUACGAGAUUCCAUGGAAUUCACUCUUCGAAAUAGAUGGAUGGUUGAGUCUGUGCCACUUCAAGUAUACGUAUCUGCAAUUCUCUUCAGUCCAGUGGAGAGGCGUCAAGCCCAGAUGAUUUACAGGGCUGAGGAACCAUCUUGGAACGAUUUAAAGCCAUACAGGAAAGGAGACUGGUAUCGCUCCAGACCUCCUCCAGAGGCCCAUAGUGACGGGAUAAACUCGGUCGUCUUCUCAUCUGAUGGCCAGCGGCUUGCCUCGGGUUCUAGCGAUAAGACAAUUCGGAUAUGGGAUGCAACGUCAGGCGUCUGUUUGCAGGCUCUGAAGAGCCAUAAAAACUGGAUAAUCUCAGUCAUAUUUUCACCUGAUGGCCAGCUACUUGCUUCAGGUUCGAGCGACAAUACAAUUAAGCUGUGGGAUGUAAAAUCAGGCGCCUGUUUGCAGACAUUUGAUGGUCAUAGGAACUGGAUAAUCUCGGUCAGCUUCUCGCCUAAUAGUCGGUUGGUUGCUUCAGGUUCGAGGGAUCAAACAGUCAAGGUAUGGGAUGUGAAUUCCGGCGACUGUUUGCAGACCCUCGAGGGCCAUAAGGAUUGGAUAACCCUACUUGCUUUCUCGCAUGAUGCCCACCCUGAUACAAACUGGGUUACAAAGGGCAGUACACGUAUGGUUUGGCUACCGCCAAGGUAUCGACCAAAUGCAUCAGCUGUAUUUGGACGUUCAAUUGCUGUUGGAUGCACAUCAGGUCAGGUAUACAUUAUGCAUUUUUCUGAAAAUUGCGUAGUGCGGGUAUAA
Messenger RNA from Trichoderma atroviride IMI 206040, 2406 nucleotides. The record is from RefSeq and is a predicted model, not a curated record. NCBI's taxonomy places the organism in Eukaryota, Fungi, Ascomycota, Sordariomycetes, Hypocreales, Hypocreaceae.